UGAGAUAGGGAGAUGCAUGAACUUGAGAAGAUGGAAUCUGGACUGAACCAAACAUAUCACUAUCCAUGCUUCCAAACAAUUGUUCAUGUAGAAUUUUAUAGCUUUAAGUGUGGAUAAAGAAUCUGUAGAUCACAUGAAGCUGUCACUGCGACUUGCAUAAAAUGCUGACGUAGAAGGUAUAUCUUAAAUUUAUGGAAAUUUAUUUCUUUUUUAUGCAUUGGUUAUUUCAUCUCCACAAUUUUUGCACAUGAAAUUCCAUUUGCCAGUACUCUUUUCAAAUUAAUGGGUCUGUUUUUGGGAUUUUCUCUGUGUUUUUGUGAUUUGCACAAAUGCGACAGGAAGUGAAAAUUUGUAUAUAUUUUCUUGAUUAGAUGAGGGUCGAGAGGUAAAUAUCAUAAUUCAUGAGUUAUGGUCAGUAUUUUUAUUUUUAUAUAGGAGUGGGGAGUUUGGUACUUCUCCCAUUUGGAGACGAAAAAUUUUAUUCAUCAUUCCCUACACCACACACUACAUAUAAUUUUUUAUUUGUUAUUUUUUUCUUUAUAAAUGUAUGGUAUAUUAAUGAUGAGUAGAAGUAUUCCUUUAAUUUAGCAAGAAUAAAAAAAUAUAAAAUUAAAAAAAAAAGUGUAAUGUGUGGUGUAGAAAAUGAUGAGUAAAGGACCUUAGCUAGGGUCGGUCUUGGUCAGAGAUUUGCUUUUAAAAAUUAGAUUCACAUUCUUUACCAUACAUUCCAAAUCAUCACACAUGCUUUUUCUUUCGAAAUGCUUCAUGUACACUCAAGUAAUAUUUAAAUAGUACUCAUGAAUCUAUAUGCUCCAGAAAUAUCAUAUAUAGAAAAUGUUUUCUACUAUCUCUAAUUAUUCAAUAAAUACAUAAUUUAACAAGAACUAUAUAUUUGAAAUUAAUAAUACCAAAAAAAGAAAAAAAAAUAGUCUGGUUUCUAGAAAUUUAAGUUUUACUAAUUUAGGAUGAAUCCCAUUAAUGAUCACAACAGAGGAAUAACUAAUAGUAAUUCUGUCGUGCUACCAGUUUAUUUUUUCUUUCAUCAUAUUUGUGACGUAGAUUGAUUUUUAUGUUAAUGAUAUACAAGGAGACAACUUUAACUUUGUUGUCUAGCUGAGCAUUGAUAGGAAAUAAUGAAUUGAACUUCACUUACUAUUAUAGCCUUGUUCUGUUUUGCUAAACUCUUGUUUGGGAUCAACCAGUGCAUCAGUUUUUCAAGUGUUGAAGAUGCUUCAUUUUCCCAUCUCUACUAUUGCUUUUGUGUCGAUAUUGAUCAGCUUUGGGGUCGUGUGUAAGAUUAAUUUCAAAACUCGUUGGCACCCAAAACAGUUGAAGCUUUUAUUUGCAUACAAAAUUGGUUGAAAGCUCCCUCCAUUAAUCAUGACUUCCAAGACUUGAUGGAAGAUGCCGAAAGCUAUAAGCUAGAAAAUGGUAAGAUUCAUUUUCAAAUAUCAUAUAUUUUCCUAUGAUUUUUUUAAUAAUUAUAUUUUUAAAAUAGUGUUUUUUCUUCAUUUAGAGAAAACUUUGAAUAAUGUUUUGAACAUGGAUGGUUGAAGAAUACGAGGAUAUGAUUCAAUUUCAGCAGAGGUUCCUGACCCAAAAGCGAAAAGGAAAAUUAAGAACCCCAAUUAUAAAGGGAAGUGGAAGACUCCUUGGAUUGAUAAUCCAGGACGAUAUCAUUCUUGGAGCAAAUACAAGAACCAUUGAAGGACCCAUAAUCACUGAAAAGAACUGUGAAAAGAUUCAUUAUAUGGCACCAAACAUAUAUUGUUGUGGAGCAGGAACUGCUGCCGAUACAAAGGCAAUAACAGGCCAGUUCACAACUGCAACUGCAUCGCUACCAUAUGGGUCAAGAAUCAAGGUUGUCACAGCACUCACCCUCAUGAAGAAUCACCUUUUUAAGUGAAGUUUCAUUUGUUGCAAACCAAGAAAUGACAGUUGCAUUUGAGUUAAUGUUACUGGACUUCAUCUGCAUACUGUGAGUCUAUUUUCAAGAAUUAAAUUGGAAAAUAUCAUGUGUUAUUUUUUUUUGGCUUACAUAUUUGGUGGUGUGUCACUGCCUGAUCUUGUAGAAACUAGAACUGUUUUAAUAAUUUUAUUAGGCUAAAUGAUUACUUUGUCUUGUUUAUCAUGUUUUGCAAGAGAAUAACCAGAUGUAUCAAGUCAUGUCAGAAGUUUUGUAGAAACAAUAUUGUGGUUGCUUUCCUUUUAUGUAUAUAUAUAUACUAUAAAUUUGUCGGGUUUGGUUUA
Messenger RNA from Carya illinoinensis, 2250 nucleotides. Its product is annotated as proteasome subunit beta type-7-B-like. The record is from RefSeq and is a predicted model, not a curated record. Gene Ontology annotation, cellular component: proteasome core complex. Lineage: Eukaryota; Viridiplantae; Streptophyta; Magnoliopsida; Fagales; Juglandaceae. Bases 1547 to 1906 code for a protein of 119 amino acids. The transcript has 5 exons.